Nyctereutes procyonoides (raccoon dog) is the source of this 7705-nucleotide messenger RNA. RefSeq names its product zinc finger protein 215 (gene ZNF215). The transcript has 5 exons. Gene Ontology annotation, molecular function: RNA polymerase II cis-regulatory region sequence-specific DNA binding; DNA-binding transcription repressor activity, RNA polymerase II-specific. Gene Ontology annotation, biological process: negative regulation of transcription by RNA polymerase II. The coding region runs from base 5397 to 7028 and encodes 543 amino acids. The record is from RefSeq and is a predicted model, not a curated record. Lineage: Eukaryota; Metazoa; Chordata; Mammalia; Carnivora; Canidae.
UUGAUCCUGGGUCUCCAGGAUCAGGCCCUGGGCUGAAGGCAGUGCUAAACUGCUGAGCCACCUGGGCUGCCCUCUUAUUUAGUUUCUAAUACUUCAAGAUGCUCCAGUGUAUAUCUUCUGCUCCAGUUCUAGAAUAAGCCAUUUCUCUCUAGACCCUUGGUUCCUUGUAUUGCAUUAAAAACCAAAAUCUGGGAACUAAGUAUUGUUGCUUCUGGGAUGUUCUUGCUUCUAGGUCCACUCAGCUGACAGAGCAAGGAAAUAUAUGUGUGUAUACCAACCCCUGUAUAUACAAAUAUCUAUGAUAAGUACUUCUGUAUGUAACCACUUUUACCUGUAUCAAGCUAAAUAUAGGUUCAUAUUGAUAUUUCCAACUCUAAUUCAUUACCGCCUGGGUCAUUCUUAUUUCCUUCCCUUGAUUAUCUGUAAACUACUGAAACAUGGAGAAACCUGCCUCUCAUCGUCUAUGAUCCACUUAUUGUUCAGUAUAGCAGUAUCAGAAUUGUUAACCUAUACCUCCAUAGGAAUUAACUUUAUCAACUAGAGUACAGUGCUACUGUAUAUUUUCCUCUGCCUUUAGUCUUACAGAUUCCACUCAUUUCCAUACUUCUAUUUUUUUCUUCAGAAAGUUGCAUUCUAAAAUGUUUUUUUCCGGGGAUCCCUGGGUGGCGCAGCGGUUUGGCGCCUGCCAUUGGCCCAGGGCGCGAUCCUGGAGACCCGGGAUCGAAUCCCACGUCGGGCUCCCGGUGCAUGGAGCCUGCUUCUCCCUCUGCCUGUGUCUCUGCCUCUCUCUCUCUCUGUGUGACUAUCAUAAAUAAAUAAAAAUUAAAAAAAAAAUAAAAAUAAAAUGUUUUUUUCAUUUGACUUUUUUGAGCAUUGUGCAUUUUUCCUUCUAUACUGUCUUUUCAUUGGUCUCCAUAUAUUGUUCUCUCCCUCUGUCUACUAAUCCAUAUUUGAAUGUUGAGUGGUCUUUCAAGUAGACAUUGCCAACAGAUGAGGUCAGGAAGUACUUUUGUGAACAAACUUUUGGCCAAUCUGUAAGAUCUGCUAAUAAGCAGACCUAUACAUGUAUAGAUUAAAUAGUCUAUUGAGUGCUGUGUGUGGGUUUUUUAAUGGUUGUUAUAUGAUUCCAGUAAAACACAAUGGAAAGUAUUGAAAAUUGAUACUUUGCCCAUUGCUUCAGGUUUUUUUUUUUCCCUAAACCUUUGAUGCCUUUACCCAUUUCUCCCACCUGCCACCCUUCUCCUCCAGCAAGCACCAAUUUGUUUUUUUGAGCUUGUCUUUUUGUUUGUUUUGUAAGAUUACACAUAUAGGAGAGAUCAUACAGUAUUUUUUUUCUCUGACUUUAGUUCACUUAUCAUAAUGACCUCAAAGUUCAUCCAUGUUGUUGCCAGUGGUAAGAUUUUAUUCUUUUUAUGGCUGAAUAAUAUUUCUCUGUGUGUGUGUGUGUGUGUGUGUGUGUGUAGAUAAACAUCUUUAUCCAUUCAUCUCUUGAUGGACACUUAGGUUGUUUUUAUAUCUUGGCUAUUGUAAAUGUGCAAUGAACAUGAGGGUGCAUAUAUCUUUCCCCAUUAGUGUUUCCAUUUUCUUUGGAUAGAUGCCUAGAAGUGGAGUUGCUGGAUCAUAGGGUAGUUCUAUUUUAAUUUUUUAAGGAUCCUCCAUUCUGUUUUCCACAGUGAUUGCACCAAGUGACACCACCAUCAACAGAGCACAAGGGUUCUCUUUUCUCCACACCCUUAGCAACACUUGUUAUGUCUUGUAUUUUUCAUAAUAAUCAUUCUAACAGUUAUGGGGUGAUACCUUAUUGAGGUUUGAUUUGCAUAUGCUUGAUUAUUGAUGUUGAACAUCUUUUUAUAUAUCUGUUGGCCAUCUGCAUAUCUUCUUUGGAAAAACAUUCAAAUCUCUUCUCUGGAAAAAUAGUCAAAUCUUAUGUCUUUAAAACAUUGCUUUUUUGUUAUUAAGUUGUGUGAGUUCUUUAUGUAUUUUGGGUAUUAAUCUCUUAUCAGAUAUAUGAUUUGCAAAUAUAUCUGCAAAUCAAUCAUGUGAUAUACCACAUUAAGAAAAUGAAAAAUAAAAUCCUAUCAUUUCAAUAGAUGCAGAAAAAGCACUUGACAAAAUUCAACAUCCACUUAUAAUGAUAAACUCUCAACAAAAUGGUAUUGGGUGCUUAUUAUCUGCCAAGAAGUGAAUGGGUGUUCUUUUAAUCCCUAUAAUUCAGUCAGAUGGGUAUUGUUAUAUCCAUGUUACGGUUGAGAAAACUCAAGGUUUGGUAAAAUAAUUUGCUUAAGUUUAUACAUGUAGUAACUAGUACAGCUGGGAUUUAACCUCAGGUCAGUAUGACUCUAAAGUAUGUACUCUUAGUCACUGUAUAUUCUCUAUAGCAGGGUUUCUUUCUUUGGAAUUACUGACACUUUGGACUGGAUAAGUCUAUGUUUAGAGCAUUGUCUUGUGUAUUUUAGGAUGUUUAGCAGGAUUCCUGGGCUCCUCUCACUAGAUGCAUGUAAUACCCCCCAGUCGUGACAGCCAGAACUGUGUCCAGACAUUGUCAGAUUUCCCCUGGUACCAUAUGUCCCCGGAAAACCACUGGCUUAGAGAUGGGUAAUAAAAGUGAACCCUGAAAGUUUGAAUUACAUCCAGACUGGGAGAAUUGUAAAUUGGAUAGAAAGCUGUAUCUGAACUUCUCUGAAUGUAAUGACUCUCAUAAUUGGGCAAGCUUUUGGGGGAACGCUGAGUGCUCUGCUCUUAAAGUUUUUAAAAGAUACUGGCUCUUAUGGGAAUGCUUUUCAGUCAGUAUGCUUUCUGCACAACCAAUGUGGAUCUCUUCAUUUGGCUAUACUCUAUGAGGACUCCCACAGAAGAACAGUGCUAGUUACUCUGCUAGUAAGCUGUGUUUUCUGUCCAGUGGCCUUCUGAACAAACUAGUGCCAAAUACGGCCCAUGUAGUCUUGUGUGUCUACAUGUUUAGUUGAGCCUAUAACCUCCCUGGUGAACAUUGCAGAUUGGCCCAUAGUGAGUCCUAACAAAUGAAAACUCCUAAUCAUUAUAGUCUGGGAAUGCACUUUUUUUUUAAUUGAGGUAAAAUUAAUAUACAGUAUUAGUUUUAGUAUUCAACAUUGAUUCUACAGUUCUAUACAGUACUUAAAAUGACCACCAUGGUAAGUGUAGUCUAUUGUACAUAUAUUGUACACAAGUGACAAUAACAUCUGUCACCAUGUGUUAUUAUGAUAUUAUUACCUAUAUUCCCUAUGCUGUACUUUUCAUCUCUGUACUUAUUUUAUAACUGAAGUUUUUUCACAUCCCCCCACCCACCUGUACUCUGGCAGCACCAAUUCUCUAUAGUUAAGAGUCUAUUUGGUUUGUUUGUUUGCUCAUUUGUUUUAGUUUUUAGAUACCACAUGUAAAUGAAAUUUUUUUUUCUCUUAUUUCACUUAGCGUAAUACCCUACAGAUCCAUCCAUGUUGUUGCAAAUACAAGAUCUCAUUGUUUUUUAUGACUAAUAUUCAAUUGUACAUGUAUACUACCUCUCCUUUAUACAUUCAUCUUGUGUUAUUUCUGUAUCUUAGCUAUUGUGAAUAAUUCAAUAAACAUAGGGGUACAUAUAUCUUUUCAAAUUAGUGUCUUCAUUUUCUUUGACUAAAUACCCAAUGGUGAAAUUACUGGGUCAUAUGGUAUUUCUAUUUUUAAUUUUUUGACAAACCUCCAUACUGUUUUCCACAGUGGUUGCACCAGCUGACAUUCCCACCAAUAGUACACAAGAUUCCCUUUUCUCUACAUUCUUAACAACACUGGUUAUUUCUUGCCUUUUUGAUACUAACCAUUUUCUGACAGGUAUGAAAUGAUAGCUCAUUGUGGUUUUAUUUUGCAUUUCCUGACGAUUAGUGAUGUUGAGCAUCUUUUCAUGUACCUGUUUGCCAUCUGUAUAUCUUUGGGAAAAUGUCUAUUCAGUUCCUUUUCCCAUUUUUUAAAAAUAUGCUGUUUAUUUAUUCAUGAAAGACACAGAGAUAGAGGCAGAGACACAGGCAGAGGGAGAAACAGGCUCCAUGCAGGGAGCCCAAUGUGGGACUCAAUCCUUGCACUCCAGGAUCAUGCCCUGAGCUGAAGGCAGACGCUCAACCGCUGAGCCACCUAGGCGUCCCUCUUCUUCCCAUUUUUUAAUUGAAGUGUGAUGUGAUAUGUGUGUGUGUGUGUGUGUGUGUGUGUGUGUGUGUGUUGAGUUGUAUAAGUUCUUUAUAUAUUUUGGAUAUUAAAUACUUAUCAGAUACGUCAUUUUCAAAAAUAUUCUCCCGUUCAGUAGGUUGCCUUUUGUUUUGUUGAUGCUUUCCUUCACUGUGCAAAAGAUCUUUAUUUUGAUGUAGUCCCAGUAGUUUAUUUUUGCUUUUGUUUCUCUUGUCUGAGAAGAUAUAUCCAUAAAUAUGUUGCUAAGGUUAAUGUCGAGGGAUUACUGCCUGUAUUUCUUUUAGGAGUUUUAUGGCUUCAGGUCUCAUAUUUAGAUCUUUAAAUCCAUUUUGAGUUUAUUUUUGUAUGUGGUGUAAGAAAGUAGUCCAUUUGCAUUAUUUUGCAUGUAGCUGUCCAAUUUUCCAGCACCAUUUAUUGAAAAGACUGUCCUUUCUUCAUUGUGUAUUCUUACCUCCUUUGUCAUAGAUUAAUUGAUCAUAUAGAUAUGGGUUCUUCCUGGCCUAUCUAUGUAUCUAUUUUUGUGUCAUUUUUUGAUUUAUCCCUGACAAUGAAAUGAUUCAUAUUUAUUCUUUUAUUUUUUAAACAAUUGUUUCUUAAUUUCUAGGAGCGUUUGCAAUUAUACUCAUUUUAUAUAACCUUAUUGAUAUUUUAGUGAGAAUUUAGAAAGAGAUAUUUUUAGGCAUCACUAGUGUAAAGCCUUAAUAACUUGAAUAUCUUUCUGAAGAUGUAUUUUGCUUAGUUUUAAAGCAAAAAUGUAUUGUCGCCUGAUGCAGGAGAAAUCUAAUUGUAAUUACGAGGUUUGUUUUAAAAAGAUUGUCACUUUUUGUGUGUUGUCUGUGUUUGUUUUCUGUCUUUUUGGUGGGUGAUUAAGGGGAAGAGACAGCAUAUUUUCUUGUUAUAAAAAAAGAAAGAAUGGAAGGAUAAUCCAUAAUAUUUAUCUUAUUAGACAAUUUUAAGAAUAUUAUUUGUAUUAUUUUAUCUUUUAACACUGCUAAAACAUGUUCAUCAUAUAUAGGUCAUAUUGGUGUCUUUUUUUUUCAUUGUCUCAGGUACCUGACUGUUGGCUUUGUGUCUGAAGCUCCUGGAAGUUUUCUCUUUUUGAGAUAGAACUUGGCUGAAAUCACACUGCACACAUAUUGUAUACAAGUGCUUAGCCCGUGCCCAAGAAUUACUAUCCUCUAGUAAGACAAAUUUGAACUACAGUGGGAGUUCUGUAUAGGAAGAUGCAGCCUCUGAUCAAGUUGAUGGCUAUCUCAAAACCUCAAAACCUGACUCUAAAUGAACAAAGUGAGGCCCUGAGAUCAGAUGUAUCUUGGCAACAGGAAUCCAUCCCAGUCAUGGAAACAUAUGACUCUGAGGCCUCUCGUCAAAAGUUCAGACAUUUCCAGUAUUUGGAAGUGUCUGGGCCUCAUGAAGCCCUGUGCCAACUCUGGGAGCUCUGUCUUCAGUGGCUGAGACCAGAGGUUCAUACAAAGCAGCAGAUCCUAGAGCUGUUAGUGCUAGAGCAAUUUCUGACAAUUCUCCCUGAAGACAUCAGGACUUGGGUGAAUUUACAACAUCCAAAGAACAGCAAAGAAGUGGUGACCCUCAUAGAGGAUGUGAUUGAAAUGCUUAACAAUAAAGAGAUACCCUGCAAGGAUUCUGUCCUGCUCCAGAAGGAGAGCAUUAAGGAGAAAAUGGAUGCUGACUCACUAAACGUCAAUUCCCAGGAACCAGUAACAUUCAAAGAUGUGAUUGUGGAAUUCAGCGAGGAAGAGUGGGGACAACUGGACCCUGCUGUAAAGAACGUGUACAGGGAUGUGAUGCUGGAGAACUAUAAGAACCUGAAUUCAUUGCAUCAAGAACCUCUACUUUCCAAACCAGCUGAGAUUUCCAACUUGGAGAGUAAGGAAAGAAGAUGGAUAAUGGAGCAAGAAAUCCCAAGCACAUCUGUUUUUGACAGAGAGGUAAUUUCAGAAAACCAAGAUUCAGUUCCAAUGCAGAGCAUUUCUGGAAAAGUUUCAUCUCCUGGCGUGAUUAUGACAAGACUGACCAAAAGUGGAUCCCCUUCUUUAGAUGCUUGGGUGAGCGAUGAUUGGCUAUAUAGGAAACAGGAACACUGGGACAUAAAUUUGUCAGAAGCUUUUGUUCAUAAGACAGUCUGCUCUGAGGUGGGAAACUUUGAAAGUAGAGAGAAUAAGAAAAGCUUAGAUGUUAAGUCAGUUAAUUCAAUUUUGGGUAUACAACAAGGAAUUCCUAUAAGAAAGGGGUCCUCAAAAUGUGAUAAGUUUAAAACUAACUUCAAGUUUAAUAUAGACUCAGGUAAGCAAUAUUCAAAAUAUGAUGAAUGUGGGAAUGCCUUGAGCCUGGGUAUAGGUGUUCAGUACCCAGAAGGUCAUACCUUAGUGCAUUCCUAUGAAUGCUAUCAAUGUGGAAGAGCCUUCAGCCGGAGUUCAUCCCUCAUUCGACAUCAGAUCAUUCACACAGGAGAGAAACCCUAUAAAUGCAGUGAAUGUGGGAGAUUGUUCAACAGACGUACAAACCUUACUAAGCAUCAAAAAAUUCAUACUGAAGCAAAGGUCUGUGAAGGCAAUACCUGUAGAAAAGCUGUCAGUGAGAGUGAAGACCGUAAUAAAAAUUCAAGACUUCAGUCUGGAGAUAAUCCCUAUGAAUGUAAAAGCUGUGGAAAAUCCUUCAGCCGAAGCUCAUCGCUUAUUCGACAUCAAAUGAUUCAUACAGGAGAGAAACCAUUCAAAUGUCAGGAAUGUGAGAAAACCUUCAACAGGAAUUCAAACCUUAAAAAACACCAAAAACUUCAUACUCAAGAGAAGUCCUCUAACAGGAAGCAACAAAGGAUUACUUACCUACAUCAAUGAAUUUAUACUGGAAGGAAUCCAGUGAAUAGAGUAAAUGCAAGAAAACAUUUGUCAGGGAUUAUUCUUUAAUUGAUAUGACGGAAUUAAUAUUGGAGAGAAAUCUGUUAUUGGAUAGGAAUCUGAGGUGGUUUCCAGGCUCUCAAAUGAAGCCAGAAGGGUUUGGAGUUAAAUGUAUCACCAUACAAGUCUGCCUAUCAUUAUUCUGUUAUCUGUUGCCAUCAUUCCUGGUUCAUAAAUGGGAACUAUGGCAUCCUAUAUUCACAUGAUUUAUUGAAGUAGGUAUUAGUGAGGAGCCAAGCAAAACCCUUGGAGUUGGAUAUUUUAAUAAAACUCAAACUUUCAGUCCUUCUAAGAAGGUCAUAAGAAACCAGGAGCCCAGAAGAAUACAGAAAGACUAUACUUCUAAGGACUGAACUCUCUGAAUUAAUAGAGAUGACAGCCAUGGCAAAUUACUCCAUCCCUGAUAGUAUUCUUCACUGUCCUGGUGCUGAGUGGGGACUAGAAUUGGAGGAGAGUUAUCAACUGCAGUGGGAGGUGGGUUAACAAAUCUAUAGGUAGUCUUCAUAUCUGCAUUUUUAAAAGUACUCUUUGGGAUCUAGGCUGGAGAGAGAUCCAUAGCUUCAGGUUUAUCAUUUAUACCAAAUAUUAAGAGGUCAAUAAAAUGUCUUAAUACUCGA